GGAAAACGUCCAGACAGUAACAACGGUAGUAGUAAAUCAGACCACAAAUGAUCUGGUAGCUGAGUCGAUCGGUUGCCCUCGGCGCCUACGUGAGAUGUCAUGUUGCAGAGGCGUUCACCUUGUUGGGGGUUCACGGUCCGUGCAACGCUGCACCUGCAUGCCAGGUGCAGUUCGGAGAGCGUCGAUGCUUGCUCCGUUGGCGGCGGCAGGGCAAGAGCCGCCUUAUUAUUAACAGUAUGUAGCCUCGUAGUACUCCGUAGUAGUAAUCGUGAGAGAGGUGCGAAGGAGGUCGGAAAUCAGGGUCCAGCGGCAGGUCAAGCUUUGUGCGAGGCAGGGAAGGCUAAAAGGGUCAAUCUCAAUCAUGGUCGAUCAGCUGCGCCGCCCCGCGGUAGCCGCACGCUGUCGGGCUCCAAGGAUGAGGGUUGAGGAAGGACUGGUGCGGUCUUUGAUUGUGGUCAGAUGAGCAGCGUGGUGCAGCGUGGAGGUUUAUGUUUGUAAGUAAGCAGGCCGAGGGGUAUGCGGCGUGGGAAUCAGAUGGGUGGUGAGC
Messenger RNA from Westerdykella ornata, 547 nucleotides. RefSeq lists its product as uncharacterized. The record is from RefSeq and is a predicted model, not a curated record. The transcript has a single exon. NCBI's taxonomy places the organism in Eukaryota, Fungi, Ascomycota, Dothideomycetes, Pleosporales, Sporormiaceae. Bases 100 to 426 code for a protein of 108 amino acids.